Prorocentrum cordatum is the source of this 3600-nucleotide messenger RNA. Lineage: Eukaryota; Dinophyceae; Prorocentrales; Prorocentraceae. The record is from the annotation of a GenBank genome assembly.
AUGGGGAGUCCGGCUUGGCCCGUGAAGUUCCAUGGAAACGUCUACGUUGACGAUGCUGCUCGGGAUCAUAUCAGCGCGGUUAUCCUGGCCUUCUCCCCCGCGGGUCGUGGGGUCCGCCAAGUUCAAUGCGGGUUCGCCCGCCGCAGUCUCGGCAUGUUUUCUCGAUCGUCGGAGUUCUCGUCAGCGGAACUCGGCCUCGCCGAGAUCUCCUGGGCGCUAUCGGUGGUGCGCAACAACUGCAGGCCCGCCCGUCAUCCGGAGCAGUCGUUUGGCAUGGAGUGGUCACCCGGCAAGUCCCGAGCCCUGAGACAGCGCCCCGGCGCCAAAAUGUGCACGCACGUGGGUGGGGAGGCCUCCGACGGCGUGGCCUUGCUGAGCGGUGCGCCGUCAGCGCCCCCGGCCGCGGCGGGCAUCGAGUGGCUCUCGGGCCCUGGCGACGAGGAGGAGUUCGCGGGGGGCGAGGGCGACGCCGAGGACGAGGCGGCUUGGUUCGCCGCCAGGGAGGUCGCCGUCGUGCCGCCCGGCGCGGCCGCGCGAGGGCUCCGGCAGCCAGCUGGGGCGGAGGAGGCGUUGCUCGUGCAAGCCGGGAGGUCGCCCGGCGAGCCAGGCGGCUCCCCGCGUCCUCGCUGGAUGGCCGUGCGCCACGCGGUGGUUUCCGCAGUGGCGCUCGGGAGCGCGCUGCUGCUCGCCGUGUACCUCAGGACCUUGGUGAGCGACGUGGUGCCCACGAAGGGCAAGGACAGGGAGGCAAGAGGAAAGAACGCGGGCAGGCGCCGCGCGAGCGCCGCGGAUGGCGGCGGCCCGCCCAGGCUCGGCGGGGGCGCCGCGCGCGCGGGGCCGCGCCGCCUGAGCUGCGGCGGGGCGCGCGCCGCCGCCGGGCGGCGCGACGCCCACGUCAGCUGGCACACGCUCGCCAUCCUGGCAGCCCUCUGUUGGGCAGUCCAGCCACGAGGUGCGAGCGCAUCGUUGACGAACAGCUUCGUGGAGGGCCCGAGGGUGGAUAGCGCAGUGUUCCUUGACUACUGUGACUCGAGCAUUGUCACCUUGAGUGCCUCGCUCGCGGCGUGCGAUGCGGACGCGAGCUGCGCCUCCGUCAUGGCGUACGACUGUGUGUCGUUCCUCACGUGUUGGAGCAGCUCCCUGGUGUCGGAGAUAGCUCUUGCGGGCUCAGGGACGCAGUCUUGCACAUGGAUCAAAGGCGAGGUCCCCACUUCAACAUCGACAGUGACGUCGGCCACCUCCACAUCGUCAAGCAUGACGUCCACGUCGUUGAGUACGCUGAGUUCGUCUGGCACGUCUCUCUCGACCAGUGCAACGGCCAUGACCGUGACCACCACCACCUUGUUUAAUGGCAUCGUCUUCGUGCCAGGCCCUUGGGUGGACAAUGCCGCCUUUGUGGGCCACUGUGAUGCCGUGUUCGGCACGGUGCAGCAGGCGCAGGCGCGCUGUCUCGCCAUGCCAGGCUGCGGGGUGCUGCACGCCUACGGGUGCCAGGACUGGGCCUGGGUCGCCUGCGACGGGGCCCUGGAGGACAUCAUGGGCGCGGGCGAUGGGACCAAGGCCUGCACGAUGGUGGACUCGAGGCUGAUCACAUCAACCACCACUAUGGGAGAGACUGGCGCUACUCUCACCACCGGCAGCACGACGGUCACCAGCUUCAGCGCGACUUCCACCAGCACGAGUGCCAGCUCUCUCAGCGGAACCACCAGCACGUCGGCAUCGAGCACGAGUGCCACGGCCACCAGUUCGAGCGAGACUUUCACCACUGGCACGAGCACCAGUACUAUCAGCGAGACCACCAGCACGUCGGUCACCACUAUCAGCGCCACAGUCACAAUCACGAGCGAUACUGCGUCCACCACCACGACUGCCAGCACUCUCAGCGGAACCACCAGUACGUCGGCAUCGAGCACGAGUGCAACGGCCACCAGUGUGAGCGGGACUUUCACCACUGGCACGAGCACCAGUACUAUCAGCGAGACCACCAGCACGUCGGUCACCACUAUCAGCGCCACAGUCACAAUCACGAGCGAUACUGCGUCCACCACCACGACUGCCAGCACUCUCAGCGGAACCACCAGUACGUCGGCAUCGAGCACGAGUGCAACGGCCACCAGUGUGAGCGGGACUUCCACCACUAGCACGACCACCAGCACUCUCAGCGAGACCACCAGCACGUCGAUCACCGCUACCAGCGUCACAGUCACAAUCACGAGCGAUACUGCGUCCACCACCACGACUGCCAGCACUCUCAGCGGAACCACAAGCACGUCGGCAUCGAGCACGAGUGCCACGGCCACCAGUGUGAGCGGGACUUUCACCACUGGCACGAGCACCAGUACUGUUAGCGAGACCACCAGCACGUCGGUCACCACUAUCAGCGCCACAGUCACAAUCACGAGCGAUACUGCGUCCACCACCACGACUGCCAGCACUCUCAGCGGAACCACAAGCACGUCGGCAUCGAGCACGAGUGCCACGGCCACCAGUGUGAGCGGGACUUUCACCACUAGCACGACCAUCAGCACUCUCAGCGAGACCACCAGCACGUCGAUCACCGCUACCAGCGUCACAGUCACAAUCACGAGCGAUACUGCGUCCACCACCACGACUGCCAGCACUCUCAGCGGAACCACAAGCACGUCGGCAUCGAGCACGAGUGCCACGGCCACCAGUGUGAGCGGGACUUCCACCACCGCCACGUCCGCCAGCACUCUCAGCAAAUCCAGCAGCACAUCGGCAACAAGUACAAGCCUCACAGUCACAAGCAUGAGCCAGAGUUCCACCACCACGAGUGCCAGCACAAUCACUGAAACUAGCAGCUCCUCAGUUACCCGUUCGAGCGUUUCAGCGACUUCUAGCACUGUCGUUACUUCAAGCGUGACCAGCAUCACAACACGCACAAACACAACAUCGACACGCACGAGCGAGACACUUACUGCCACAACUGGGAGCACUCAAAGUGGCACCAGAAGCAUGACAUCAUCUACAACGACCAUCACACCGACCACUGUCACGACAGGUACAUUGAGUACCACGACCGAGUCAAGUGCCACGACUCUGACCCGAACAAGUACCACGAUCACCAGCACAAAGUCUGUCCUUACCAGCACAUCCAGCCUUACCACGGACACAGGCACAUCAAUGACACCUACGAGCGAGACAUCUACCAGUACGUCAAGCAGCACUCUCAGCGGAACUAGCAGCUCAACGUUUCCUAGCACAACCUUAACAUCGACCACUGCUACAACGGAGACUGCGAGCACAUUGACCAUGUCCACUGUCACGGCAGUGACCCUCACAACUACUGCGACAACUGGGACGCAUUCGAGCCAGACAAACACAUCCAGCUUGACAACGCCUACCGUCACGACGACUACACGUACGAGCGGAACGUCAUCCACGACGACUGGAAGCACUCGCACUGAGACCAGCAUGACGACCGCCUCAAGCACAGCUGUCACAGUGACCUUUGCCACCACCGAGAGUAUGAGUGCAACAACAGAAGUCAAAUGUCACAACAGCGACCCACACAGCUACGACAAGCACCAGCAGAAGCUUCAGCCGAACCGGCACGUCCAGCACUACCACGGACACUGA